Molecule: messenger RNA, 2082 nt
Organism: Oncorhynchus tshawytscha (Chinook salmon)
Lineage: Eukaryota; Metazoa; Chordata; Actinopteri; Salmoniformes; Salmonidae
Exons: 4
Coding region: 81-1265 (394 amino acids)
Biological process (GO): positive regulation of Rho protein signal transduction; phospholipase C-activating G protein-coupled receptor signaling pathway
Cellular component (GO): membrane
Molecular function (GO): G protein-coupled receptor activity
Source: RefSeq, a predicted model, not a curated record
ACAGAACAGAGAGUGUUGGCUAAAAUCACUCAUACAUGUAGGUGUUUUACCAUCGGGUUGGACUUACCAAAACAACUAGGAUGGCAUUGAUCCCAGAACGGAUGAGAGGGAAGCUCCAGAGGAGAUGGCUCUUUCUCAAGGAGCUGGGCAAGGCAUUGGUAAGAUCUCAAAUCCAGAGGAGGCAACAUAUCCCCAGGACCCCAGCUUCUGCAGCCAUCGUGAGGAGGAUUCAAGAUGAGGAUGCUCAUGCCCCAUCCACACUACCCACAGAACUAACAACUCCAAUAACUUACGGUUUCAUCGGCUUGGACACAGCCUUCUGCAGGAGAGAGAACCACACAUAUUGUGAAUCAAGGUCUGAGUUACCAAAACAACUCAGAUAUUGUUCCACAAGGAUGAAUGACUCUUCAGGAAACCACACUUACCUUGACAACUGGGAUGUUUGCCUUAACCAGGGCUAUGUUGUGAUAAUAUUGUCCUGUGCUGCCCAGGUCCUGUGCUUCAUUCUGGGGUUUCCAGCUCUGGUCUGGUGCCUCUGGCUCUCUCUGAGUGGAAGUCUCUCUGGAGGUCUCAAACCCACCCAUAUCUUCCCUAUUAACCUGUUUGCAGUGGAGCUGGUGUUCUGUACCGAGGUUCUCCUUCAGGUGUUCAACUACUUCAUUCAGAACAUCAUGUUAGAGCAGGCUGGUUUUUUCCUCUAUAUCGUCUCCUGGACCUGCCGGCCCCUGCUCCAGAGCUGCAUCUGUGUGGAGAGAUACCUGGCGGUAGCCCAUCCUGUGGCUUUCCUCAAAUACAGGCGCCGGAGGUACAGGGUGGCUUGUUCAAUCAUGGUCUGGGUGUUGACACUUGCUUACGCAAGUAGCCUUUUUUUGUAUUUUGAAGAAACCUCAGGUUAUGUGCUCAUUGGUGUCUAUUGUCUUGGGAUGGCUGUCAUUUCUCUCUGCUGCUUCUUCAUCCUGCGUGUGCUGAAGCAGCCUGGUCCAGGAGAGGUGGAGGGGGGCAGAGGGGGAGAGAAGAAACAGGGAAAGACAGAUCCACAUAAGGUUAGAGCUUUUGGGAUCAUCUUAACCAACCUAGUGAUCAUCUUGGCAAGCUCCAUCACGGUGGUUGUUGGUUGGGCCACCUUUUCAUCCAGUCUUGACUACAACUGCAAUGUCUUCCCCAUGUUGCUGAUUGUUAACAUCUUCAGUGUCAUGGUCUCACCCCUGAUGCACCUCUACAGAGAGGGAAGGCUGCCAUGCCGUAGAGGGCCAGAGACACGUUAGACUUACAGUUGUGGGUACUAAAAGAACAGGUUUAUGUGAGAAACUGUCACUCUGAGACGUUGUGUUAAAUACUCUUUGAAUUAAAAUGGUUCUGUCAAUUCCGAGGCGCAGCCUAACUUCUUAGUGCCUGCGACUGUAGUUUAAAUAUUCAUAGAAACGGCAAAGGCGUUGAAAUGUAGUGUCAUGUUUUGUUUAAUAAAUAGUUUUUAUUAUUUUAAUUUGUUGGCAAGAAGCAAAAUAAUUUUGUGAGAUAUAGCUUGUUAGCGUUAAAGUUGAUGUGGAAAGGUCAAUGUGCAGUUCAAACAAAAACAACGUGGAUUCCCUGUUUUGGUAUAAAGCUGAGGGAUGGUGAUGGAGAAACUCUCAAAUGAUGAGGCUGUACAGUGUUUUUUUACACUUGUGUUGUUUACAAACAAAGGAGUUAAACCAACUUAGUUUUGAUUCUGAUAGGGUGGGAAGGUUGAACUAAGCUCACGAUGCAUUUAUGAAUUCUAUUCCUUGAGUCCAUGGUUAAAUAUCAUUAAUUAUGCCAUUUUAUUUGUCUUGUAUAGCUGUUAAUCUAAGGGAAAUUAGGGAGAUACAUUGUGAGAUUUCACUAUCACCUCAUGCUCACAAUUCCAACCUAUUCCUGACUGUUUUGCUUGUUUUUACUAAAUAUAUCCCCAUACUUUUAUGUAGCUAAAUCAUCUUUUAACUUGUGUUACAUCCUGUAAAGCACUUUCUUCUCUACUAUUGAGUGGGGUUCUAUAUUGAAAUGUAUUGCUGUAUGUUUUAAAAGAAGUGUGGAAUAAAGUAUCUGAUUGAUUGAACAGUUAAA